CCGUCGCACGACAUCACUUGUUCCUCUCGCCACUCAUCUCUUUUCACCUCACCUCCCUCACCUCUCCUUUUCCCUCUCCCAUCACUUUCCUCUCUGUGACCUUUCAGUGAAAGGAAGCACCGACGACGCCCCGGUCCACAUCAGUCCGCCCAAGAAGAACACCGGCCGACUGACGCGUCUUCGCUUUAUCCGAAAUUCAAGCGCCUCCCGCUCCUCCACCCUUCCCCCCUGUUCACCAGGCAGCAAGCAGAGUCCAAGGGCCGACAUGCUCGUGCCGACUCUCAAGCUCGCUCUUUGGCUCGGGCUAGCGGCUUCGACCGCCCAGGCCUGCCCUGGCAUUGACCACAGCGCGGGUCUGGGCAAGCGCAUGAACAGGGUCAGCACGCAGCCCAGUGGACCCGACAGCCUCGUGCGCCCCCUCACUUGGGGCCAGGUCAACAUCAUUCAGACGACGGACAUCCACGGCUGGUACCAGGGUCACCUCAAGUCGACGCAGCCCGAGCCAAACUAUUCUGGCGACUGGGGCGACUUUGCUAGCUUCGUUGCCCACAUGCGCAGGCGGGCCAAGAAGCAGGGCGUCGACCUUCUCGUCGUCGACUCGGGCGAUCUGCACGAUGGUGCGGGCCUCAGCGACGGCUACCCAAUGGGUCAGGGCCCAGAUGCCCACGUCUCAAAUCAGUUCCACUCCCUCGUCAAGUACGACGCCCUGGCGGUGGGCAACCACGAGCUGUACAUUUACGAAAAUGCGCUCGACACCUACCAGAACUUCGUCCCGCAGCAGCAUGGCCGCUACGCCGCCAGCAAUGUCAACAUCUCGUACGCGCCUCAUCCCGGACAGGCGAAUGUCACCAAGCCAAUGGGAGAGCGCUUCAUCAAGUUCAAGACCGACCACGGUAGGCGCGUCACGGCCUUUGGCGUCCUGUACAACUUCCAAGGCCAGGACAAGGGACUGACGGUUCAGCCGCCAAAGGACAUGGUCAACGAGGCCUGGUUCGCAGAGGCGAUCAAGGAAGAGCCCGACUUCUUCCUCCUCAAUGGCCACAUGCCCGUGCGCCGCGACGACUGGCCCGUAGUCGUUAACGCCAUUCGCAAGGUGCACCCUACGACACCGCUCAUCGUCACGGGAGGUCACACCCAUAUUCGCGACUGCUACAUCUACGAUAACCGCGCAUUUGGCAUCGAGGCCGGCCGCUACCUCGAGACGAUUGGCUGGCUCUCUUUCAAUCUCACCUCUGCCAACGCCUCGUCGCCCUUGUCCUUUUCCAGGAGCUACAUCGAUGCGAAUCGCCGCAACUAUGCUAUCCACGCCGGUCUCAGCAACCAAAAGCAACUUGACACCGCCCAGGGCAUCUCCAUCACCAAGGGCAUGGACAAGGUUGCGGCAGACUGGAAUUUGACGCAGGUGUACGGCAACAACACUCAGGACUACUACCUUGACCGUGUGCCCGCGACGGACAACAGCAGCAUCCUCCACCUUCUCACUAACGACAUUCUCCCCACGGUCAUCUCGACGAGCAACCCGGACCGCAAGGGCGUGUCUAACUUCGUCCUCGCCAACUCUGGUAGCCAGCGCUUCGAUGCAUACAAGGGCCCCUUUACAAAGAACGACCAAUACAUCGUCUCGCCGUUUACGGACCACUUCCUCUACCUCCAAGAUGUGCCGUACAAGUACGCUUCGACACUGCUCGGCGCUCUCAACGGAGACGGGCAGGCCCAGGCUUCGAGCAAGCGCUCGCCCGAGGCCGCUGCCAGGCACGACGGCUCCCUCGGUCAGCGAAGGGCCGUGGACGCCAAGGUCGUCGACGAGACGUAUGGCGAGUGGCGCCGCGCACAGAACGAAGCGGCCCGUCGCGACCUGGAGGCGCUGGACAGGCGCGCUGACGCCCAAGAUGCUACGCUGGGCUAUGUCACCAAGGACAGCUGCCCUGGACUGGGCGAUGAUACGGAACACGUUGCCAUCCCCUACGCAAGCCAGCCGGACUACGUCGCCUCGCCUCUGACGGGAAACACAACGACCGUCGGGCCCGACGACAAGGUCGAUGUCAUCUUCCUGGACUUCAUCGUCUCCAAUGUCGUGAGGCUGCUCAACAACCAGCAAAAGGACAAGGUGUACAAUGUGUCGGACGCGACGCCUUACAACUCGCUCAGCACCCAGGACCUGUACCCGCUCUACUUUGAGUCGCUCAACAAGACCCAAUAAUGUCCGUUGUUACUUCCUCUCCCUCUCUCUCCAAAUUAUUCGCAUUGCAAUGCAAUGCGGAUUUGAAUGUUGUUUUUCACCGGCGGUUCGGUGUCUACUCUCAAUUGCGUGCAGAUAGACAAUGGCAGCUGGCUUUGCCCAACGUUCUCUCCAUUUUUGCCAUUACUGAAUCUGCAUGGACUGCUCCGGCCUCAAUCGUGC
Molecule: messenger RNA, 2401 nt
Organism: Acaromyces ingoldii
Lineage: Eukaryota; Fungi; Basidiomycota; Exobasidiomycetes; Exobasidiales; Cryptobasidiaceae
Exons: 2
Coding region: 266-2200 (644 amino acids)
Biological process (GO): nucleotide catabolic process
Cellular component (GO): cytosol
Molecular function (GO): hydrolase activity
Source: RefSeq, a predicted model, not a curated record